UUUUGGGCAAACUCAACCCUACUGGCGCUAUUCUUAUGAAUUUUUACAGUUGAUCAGACACACUCAGAUCAGUCCGUCCACUGAAAAAUCCUACGAAGGUGAGAACUGAAUGUAAAUGCUCUCAUUUUUAGGAGCUGCUUUUCGAAAGCCCCUGCACAUUUUGAAUCUGGUGUUGUUUAUUUUUAUUGUUUUCUGAUUUUCGAGGAAAUGAACCAAAUUUAUAUACUGCGAAGAGGCUGAGGAGACGAUGGCUAUGAGGAACUUUUAUUUUAGUUUAGUCACUGUUAAUUUUUUUUUUGUCUGUUGCAUGACCAAGAGAUAACAUUAUCCAGAGACAUCAUAGGCAGAGGCCACGAGAGAGAAUAUGGCAAGAAGCUCUCCAAUUCCAGAUUAUGGAGCUUUUGUUGAGAAAUUCACUCUAUUGCCCAAACCCAAACCUGGUUCUUCUCAUCGACUUGCUUUAACUGGCCUUACCUUUGCUGUCAAAGACAUAUUUGAUGUAGAGGGUUAUGUGACUGGUUUUGGAAAUCCCGACUGGGAAAGAACACAUUCGGUAGCAAAAUCGACUGCAGAGGCUGUUCGGUUAAUGCUCGAGUCCGGGGCCACUUGUGUCGGUAAAACUGUCAUGGAUGAAAUGGCUUACAGCAUAAAUGGUGAAAAUGUGCAUUAUGGGACACCAACAAAUCCGUGUGCAGUAGAUCGUGUGCCGGGUGGCUCCUCAAGUGGAUCUGCAGUUGCAGUUGGUGCAAUGCUUGCCGAUUUCUCUUUAGGUACUGACACUGGAGGAAGCGUAAGAGUUCCGGCAUCAUACUGUGGAAUUCUCGGUUUUCGCCCAUCUCACGGAAGUGUCUCGACUGAUGGAGUUAUUCCUAUGGCACAGAGUUUUGAUACUGUUGGGUGGUUUGCAAGAGAUCCAUCGAUAUUGAAGCAAGUCGGCAAAAUUCUAUUGCGGUUACAGGAUAUUACUCCACCUGCUAAACUCGGUCAGCUUAUUAUCGCGCAAGAUUGUUUUAAUCUUCUAAGCAUUCCUCCCCAACCAUUCAUAGACAUUCUCGUUGCCUCAGUCGAGAAAAUAUAUGGAAGUGAGAAAAUACAGUUUACGAAUCUGGGGGAGUUUGUCGAGACCAAAGUCCCGAGUCUUAAGCAUUUUAUGGGUGAUUUUACCAAACGAGAAGACAACAAUGUACCGUCCCUAACAGCACUUUCUACCGCCAUGCGAUUACUUCAAAGGUACGAGUUCAAGAACAAUCACGGUGAAUGGGUUCGUACAGUGAAGCCCAAUUUAGGCCCAGGAAUAUCCGAACGAGUACAGGAAGCACUUAAAACAACAGAUGAAAACACAGAUAUAUGCUAUUUGUUGAGGAAUGAGCUUCGUGCGGCUCUCAGUGAUCUAUUGGGGGAUUUUGGCAUCCUAGCUUUGCCUAUAGUUCCAGGGCAUCCACCAAAGCUGCAAACUAAUCCGAUAUCUUUGGAAGACUUUCGUGCCAAAGCCUUUAGUUUGUUAUCUGUAGCUGGUGUCUCUGGAUUUUGCCAGGUGAGCAUACCACUUGGAAUGCAAGAUGGGCUCCCGGUUUCGAUUUCUUUGAUGGCAAAACAUGGCUCGGAUGGAUUCUUGCUCGGUUUUGUAGAGGCUCUUUAUACAACACUCAAGGACCAGAGCACAUUUUCUUAAGGUUUUGCACUUGUAAAUUAGUACCAUAAUUAGUUUCAUUGACCAUGAGCUUUGCUAUGUAUAAAAGGUUCUCAGCCGAUUGCUUUUUGUUACAAUAUUUCAAACUAAACUGUAUUUAAAUGGCAAUCAAAUAAAAAGGGAUCAUAUGUCAAAAAGGAAAGUCAGUUGCAAUGUAAAUCCAUGUUAACACAUUGUGUUUGAACUGCUGGUCUAGACUAGCUAGAGUGUUGUAAAUUGUAAUAGAUUGGCUAGAAUAUCCAACAGUGUUAUUUAUGUUGAGUCAAUGUUAUUAUUUGAGAG
Striga asiatica is the source of this 1972-nucleotide messenger RNA. The record is from the annotation of a GenBank genome assembly. Lineage: Eukaryota; Viridiplantae; Streptophyta; Magnoliopsida; Lamiales; Orobanchaceae.